AUGGCUUUUCCACAGCCGCCACAUGAGACAAUCGAUCUCUACGAUUUCAACCAACACACCAGGGUUUCUAGAGAUAGCUCACAGCAAGGAAUAUGGUCGAAGCGCAAAAAUACUGAAGAUCAUCGAAGGUGGAGCAUCAUCGAAUUAUCAGUCGACAACCACAACGACUGGCCAAGAUAUGCCAAAGUAGAAGAGGCGUCCUCGGCACAUCCAUCUCCUCUGAAGAACAAUGUUUCCUUCAACCAAACAAACUUUCUCCAUCCCCCGACGCCUGACAGAGAAGAGUGCUCAUUCAGCCAAAAGGGCAAUGAAUUCAACGACACGAUAUCCCUCACACCUAGAUCCCACAAGGAGGGCAGCAAAAAGAAGAGUCCAUUCGUGUGGUGGACGUUAUGCUUGUGGCUGGUCGGGGUGUUGAUGCUCACAUUGACGGCCGUGUACUCGACCGGAUCAGCCAAGGCUUUGAUGAGACAGACUUUCUUUGUCGCAUCGUCCAGUAACUCUAUCCUGAUCCUUCGUGUAUUGACCGAGCUCUGCGCCCUUGUCCUGGCUGCUCUGGUGGUCGUCGUUGUGGAAGACUUGCAGUGGGCACUUGCAUCCCGCCCCGGCGGCGUAAGUCUCUUGCACUUUGUAGGACUGGAUGCUGGUACAGGUGUAUGGGGAUUGUUGCGUCUUUUGGCCACAGCUGAAUGGAAGCAGAAAUAUUCCAGUUUGUUUCGUCUGCUGGUGAUUUGCUCGAUUCCUCUGCCUGGUAUCAUCCUCAUGGGUGCUAUUUCCAUCGAAUUGGUCACCUUUCCCGAAAAGACAUACAAUGUGUCCGCUGGGAUCGCUCCUUUCAAUGCCUCCCAUAUCUACGACAUUCGGCAAUCCACAGCCACCGCUCUGUUGGUUCAGAUGGGCAGCCCUGCCUGGUCUGACAGAGACUCUUUCUCUCUGGAUCCCUUGCAUCAGGGCGCAGGGCAAUGUACUGGGACAGACGGCGGAUGGGCACCAUGUGACGAAUCGCAUCUUCUUACUGGUGGUGUCGUCUCUAUUGCGCCACAGGCUGACGACUUGAAGAGCUUCCCCGACUCUGCGGCAUACGUAGUCCCCAACACACGCGUCAUUCAACUGGAAUAUGGCAAAGUUCACGAUCUCGACGCCCUCCGUGCAAAUGGAACUUGCUUCCUAAUUGGCGCCGACAACGCUGCUUCUUACUGGUGUACUGCCGUCGGUAACCAACAAGGUCUACUUUUCGGGUCGGCCUACUGCCCAAUCUCACUACAAUUGACAAGUUCCUGCAUCAAUAAUACAGCCUGGACCCAACCCUUAGAACUAUCGUCGUCAUUGUACGUUUACUCGCGUUAUGCUACCGUCACUUACGACCGCGGUAACUUUUCGAUUCUUGAAGUCUCAGAUAUGACACCACCAAAUCAAGAAAUCAUUGGUCUUGAUGACUACAUGCUCUCGUUAUCCGCGGUAGUUCCCGGUUUCAACAAGAGCAGCCCGGCAACAAAAGGCGACAACUCAGCCUUGGCCAUUUACGCUGUCACAGCGCUGCCAAUCAACGACAGCGAAGUAGCCAAGAAGCAGUCGUUAAAGGCAAUUCGAAAGGCUCUUUCGGUGCCAUUCACUUACUUUCAGGCGAACUACUUCUCCCCUGGGCCCUCGAUUUGGGAACUCAAGGGUCCACGCGAGGGUCUACCAGACGACAUGUACUCCACCCUAUCUAUUUCCAUUUUGAGUCAUCAGGUUGUCGCAGGGAUUGUCAGCAGAUGGCUUUUCGUCACAGUGAGUGGGAUAAUUCUGUGCAUAUCGUUAGCCAUCAUUAUAGCGACGUCCAGGGUCUGCGGAAAGAGACCAGAGAGAUGCGGCUACCCGACGCUGGAUUUUGCCGCCGUGUGCGCCGUAAGAGGAGGAAUACCAUCCGGCUCGACAGAAUUGGGAGGUAGUCAAGAGCCGACUGAUCACGAGAGAGGCCAUGCGAGCGGUCUACACAGGAGUCUGACACAGCUUGGUCAGAAGCCUCAGCCAUUUGGUGUUGCAAAGAAUAUAAAAAACGAAAGGGUAAUAUUAAGCUAA
This is a messenger RNA of Colletotrichum orchidophilum, 2061 nucleotides long. RefSeq lists its product as uncharacterized. The record is from RefSeq and is a predicted model, not a curated record. NCBI's taxonomy places the organism in Eukaryota, Fungi, Ascomycota, Sordariomycetes, Glomerellales, Glomerellaceae. Bases 1 to 2061 code for a protein of 686 amino acids. The transcript is spliced from 4 exons.